Eremomyces bilateralis CBS 781.70 is the source of this 1391-nucleotide messenger RNA. Its product is annotated as putative monooxygenase. The record is from RefSeq and is a predicted model, not a curated record. Bases 1 to 1326 code for a protein of 441 amino acids. The transcript is spliced from 6 exons. NCBI's taxonomy places the organism in Eukaryota, Fungi, Ascomycota, Dothideomycetes, Eremomycetales, Eremomycetaceae. Gene Ontology annotation, molecular function: monooxygenase activity; FAD binding.
AUGACUGCACAAGAGCCCACGCGGCCAUUACGGGUUGCUGUUGUUGGGGGAGGGCCCGGCGGACUCGCGACAGGAAUUGCAUUGUCAGCUCUGCCGAAUGUCGAGGUGACCAUCUUCGAGCAAGCAACACAGCUUCGAGAAAUCGGAGCAGGGGUUACCAUUGGACUUAAUGGCUGGAGAGUGCUAGGUCUACUGGGUGCCGCGGACGGGAUCAAAGGACAUCGGAGGAUCAUCGUCGAUCAUCGAGAUGGACUUACUGGAACAUUGGUUGGAGCUACUGCGUCGUCAUUCCCUCCUUGGUAUCACCCUAGGCGGGUAAGAAGGAUGCAGCUGCAAUCGGCGCUCCUCGACAGAAUUCCCCCUGGCGUAAUUCAACUAAGCAAACGUCUCACUGCUUUAGAAAAUCGUGAGUCAGGGAGAGUUCGACUGAUUUUCGAGGAUGGGGCCACAGCGACAGCAGAUUUGGUUGUUGGAGCGGAUGGGAUUCGAUCGGUUGUCCGGGAAAAUAUCUUUCCCGACCACAAAACUACUUUCACGGGCACGACAGUCUGGCGCACUCUUAUCCCGUGGAAGUCGAUGGAUCGUUUUCCGGAACUAAAUCACAAGACGACAUGGUUCCACAGUCCUGUAGGAUUCGUUAUGACCACACCAGUCGAUGACCCGAAAGAAGUGGAUAAGGAUACCGACGGGUUAUUUGAGGUCUCUAUUAGGAAAUGGGUCGACCCUAAGAGAUUGGAGGUAGAGAAAUUCAGGUGGGGGGUUGACGCUGUAAAUGAAAAAGUGCUAUCAAAUUUCAAGGAGUACGGACCUCUUGUCCAGGAAGUAUUAUCGCACGUGCCUGAGGGUGUGUGGAAGGAAUACUCGACCUUCGCAGGUCCACGAUUGGAGAAACUCACCGGGUGGAAUAAGGUUGUUUUACUGGGCGAUGCCAGCCAUCCUCUCUCAGGGGCAUUUGGCUCAGGUGCUGCCUUUGCGAUGGAAGAUGGCUGGAUCCUUGCCCGUGCGAUCGAGCACACUCACCUGAAUGGCAACCCAACCGCCGAUUCAAUAGCAAAAGCUCUUGAGAUCUUUGACUCCAUUCGGUCUUCUUACUAUCUCAGAAUGUACGACUAUAUCGACUUGCAGGAACGUAAAGUAGACGGAGCGAAACGGAAUGCCAGUGCUGCCGGUAUUAGCGAAUGGGAAGCACAAUUAAGAGUCACGGUAAACGGAAUGAUUGGCGACGGACUGCCAUGGAUUUACCUCAACGACAUUGGAAAUGUCUGGAAGAAAUAUUUGAAAGGAGAGGCUGGAGAUAGUGUAGUGUCUCCGUCUUUCGACAGGUGAUAAUUGUAGUUAUUUGGUUGAAAAGUGGUUGAAAAUUGUAUAGGGGUCGCAAACAAUUGUCCGUC